Molecule: messenger RNA, 2224 nt
Organism: Prorocentrum cordatum
Lineage: Eukaryota; Dinophyceae; Prorocentrales; Prorocentraceae
Source: the annotation of a GenBank genome assembly
GGGCGACUCGCCGCCGCGGCGCGUGGCGGCGCUCGCCGCGGCCACCAGCAGCGCCCGCGGCGUGGGCGAGCCCAGUCCGGCGCCGCAGAGGCUCCAGCCUGGCGCGCUGGCCACGCUCGAGCAGAGGGCGCUCGAUGGCACGCCGCCCCGGCGCGUCGCGUCGACCGCGUCGCUCGCGACGGGCGUUUCCGACGGCUUCGGGCCGCCGUCGCACCAGGCGGCGAGCCUGCAGAGGGCGUCCCAGCGGCCGCUGUCGCCGAAGAGCUCGCAGAGCAGGCUCUCCACCAGGAACUCGCCGCCGUCGGGCGGAGGCUCCCCACCCUCAGCCCCUCGGCCGCGCUCGGCGGCGCCGAAGGCCCGGGGCAUCGGCGAGCGUUUCGGCUUCCUGCUGGACUUCGCGCGGGGCGGCGGGCAGCGCCUGGCGGCGGCGGACCCGGCGCGCUGGCAGGAGUUUGCGGCGGGGCUGGAGGCCGCCAUGGAUUCUGAGCUGACGGCGCACCUGAAGGGCUGCGCCAGGUGCCGGGCCUGCUCCGCGUUCUCGCCGGGCCAGCAGCAGCCCAGGCACGGCGCGAGGUCGGGCGCCGCGCCCGAGCUGUCCGAGGCUUCCUUGAGCUCGAUCUGCAAGGAGGCGCAGCACAUGCUCGACGAGCUCGUCGCGAUCGAGCUGGUGCGGGAGAAGGACACGAUGAUCUCCGUCAUGUCCCACUCGCUGAACAUCCCCUCACUGCAGCUGGACAGCCUCGAGGGCGUGAAGGAGCACCUCCUGGACCCCGAAAUUGUCUCGCUGGUAGCCUGCGCCGGCGAGCAGGACCGCGUCGUCGCGCAGGCGCACAUGAGAGAGGAGCUCAGGCCGGCCCUCGCCAGUCUGAGCAACAUCCACGCGGCGCUAGAGCAGUGGCAGGCGACCAACACCUGUCCGUGCGCGACCCCAUCCCGCACAGGCUCCGCUCCUCCGUCUCCUGGGCGGACGUGGAGCAGGCGGCGGCCCAGGCCACCCUGGCCCGCACGGCCUCCGCGGCCGCGCUCGCCGCCCGGUGGGAGCAGAAGUGGAGCCCAGCCACCUUCGGGGAGGUGUUCUCCCUCUUCGGGUCCCCGCUGUACGCGCUCGACCUGUCACGCCGCGUCCACUUCGGUGGCCCUCGACCGGCGCGCCGUCGCUGGAGGGCCCGCUGGGGCCUGCUGGCGCGCGGAGGCGGAGGACCUCCGGAGGACGCCCCGUUGGCUCGCGAGGAGCUGGAGGCGUUACCGAGGACCGAUGCUGGUGGCGGUGAGGGUGCGGCCGAUGCUGGGGCAUGAGGCAGGCGACGAGAUCUCGUGCCGGGCCCUGGAAGACAGGAGGACGAUCAGCUUCAUGUCGCCCGCCAUGCAGCGCACGGACUCGGGCCACGAGACCCUUCACUUCCACGCCGUGCUGGAGGGCAGCCAGACGGAGCUGUUCGCCCUGUCUGGCGUCAAGGGGCUAGUGCAGAAGGCGGUCGAGGGGCACACGGCCACCGUGUUCGCCUAUGGCCAGACAGGCGCGGGGAAAACGCACUCCAUGCUUGGUCCAGCCGACUGCAUGACUCAGCUGGCGGACGACGAGGUGAUAGACGCGAGCGGUCGCCUGCCAGAUUCUUGUCGAGAGCUCAUCGACAACGCGCGGCGCGCCAAGGUCUGCGGUCAGGGCGUCCUGCCCCGCUCGGUGCAGUUUGUCUUUCGGAUGCUGCUGGAGAGGAGCCCCAAGGGUGACAGCCAGCCGACCGUUCAGAUCACCUUCAUGGAGAUCUACAACGAGAAGGUGUUCGACCUUCUCAACCCGUCCGGCAUUGAGCUGCAGGUCAGGCAGAAGCCGAGCGACCAGGAGGGGAUUGGCUUCCACGUGCCCGAGCUCACGUCCCUGCGCUGCACGGAGCCGGGCGAGGCGCUCGAGGCGCUGCGGCGCGGCGCGGUCGCGCGGCACACCAGCGGCCACUCGGGCAGCCGGGACUCGUCGCGGGCGCACGCGAUUUUCUCCAUGGAGUUCGAGUGCGGCGGCGGCAGGCAGGGGAAGCUGGUGUUCGCGGACCUGGCCGGCUCGGAGCGCACGAAGCGCAUCCGGGGCAAUGACCAGACCGAGUCGGCCAACAUCAACAAGUCCCUCCUCAUGCUGUCCAACUGCGUGUCCGCGCUCGCACAGCAGUCCGUCUCCAACGAGGACCCUCGGGGCCUCCUAGGGUCGCCUACGGGGCUGGCGCGGACCUUGUGA